UUGAACAAAUUCCUCCCAACCUCUCCCUCAGUCUCAGUUUCCUCAUCUGCCUCAUGAGAUUGACCCGAAUGGCAGCCCAGUUCCCUUUCAACUCUAGCUUGGACUCCUAAAAUUUUGACUCUGAUCUUGGAGAUUCACUGGAAGUCGGCUCCAGAAAGGACUGGCAGACCAGGUGGAGAAGCCAUCUUUGGGACCUCCUAGAUCCUCCGCAGCCAGGAGCAGAGAGAGAGGAAGGACCAUCCCCGGCCGCCCCUCUGAGCAUCCCCGAGAGAGGAAGGACCAUCCCCGGCCGCCCCUCUGAGCAUCCCCGAGAGAGGAAGGACCAUCCCCGAGAGAGGAAGGACCAUCCCCGGCCGCCCCUCUGAGCAUCCCCGAGAGGGACUGUCUCCUUUCUGUCUUCUGUCCCGAGCCCUGAGCCUAGAGCCUGGCAACACAGGAGGAUGGUGAAUGGAGCUCAAGGGCAAGACCCUGAGCCCAGGGUACAAGCGAUGCAGGUGACUCUCAAGCCUUCCUUGUUGUCCUCGACCCAUUCUCUGAAACGAGAUCAGGAUCACCAAAUCAAGUAUUAUAUCACCAAGAGGAAUUUCUUGAGCCUGAGGCUCUUGGCCGUGGCCCUCUCCACCCUGGGCUGGGUCAUCAUGCUGGUGGCCUGCAUGUGCCCCAAGUGGGUCAUCUUGGGGCCUUCCAAGAGGGAUCUGUGGAAGAACAAAUCCUUGAUUUUUGGUCUCUGGGACAACUGUGUUCACUGCUGGAGGCCCAAUCAAUUGUCAAUACACCUCCUGGUCUCUCGAGGGAGCAUGUUUCUGAACCUCGUCUUCACGUCUCUCCUCAUUCUCUCCAUGCUGUGCUCCUUUCACCGAAUAUUCAGCCGGAUUUCCAAGCUGGAUGUCAUCUUCUGCAUCAUGAAUUACAUCUCAGGACUGGCCCUGUUCCUGUGCGUCUUGUUCUUCGGGCUGCAGCUGUUGGACAUCUUCACCCAGGAAAGGCGCACCUUCAAUAUUAAGUGGCCCCCCUUCGUCUCCAUCUUCGGGGUCCUGAGCUUCCUUCUGGCUGGUGAGGGUCAGAUCCGAGGGACGCAGGGCCAGGCUUUGGCCCUCCAAGGGACCAUCUGCCUCAAUAGUCGGAAAAAUUCCUGGGAAGUUUCAUUCUUUCUCCCUGGCAGUCAGCCCAUCAAAAUAAAGACGCUGGUAAAGUCCGGGAAACUAGUUGAAACAUCCUUCUAUAGCAUUCUCUCACAACUUACCUUCUCUUCCGGAGCCUUCCCUGAAACGUCAGGCAUCUCCGCCAUACUCAUUCCUGGCUUGCCAGGGAAAUCGCACCCUCCUCCGGAGACAGCCCAGUAGCUGGCCCCGAGCCUUCCCUUCUUCUCCCACUCCCAUCCCGACCCCCCACCCCCACAGGCUGCCCCCUCUUUAAGCAGGGAGUUGUUCGGGCCUUGGUCACUGGGUGCCCUCCCUGCUCGGGGUCUCCCAUCUCCUUGUCCAGCCUCAUUCACCCUCCCUUUUGUUAGAAUUCUUUCCAACUUGGUAGGUUGUAAGUUCCUGGAGGGUAAGGACCAGGGCCCAUCUCUCUGUUUCCAGUCACCGAGCAUCCAACCUUGUAUACAGUAAGCACUUAAUAAAUGUUUGAGGAAUGGAUGAAUGAACCAUG
Messenger RNA from Monodelphis domestica (gray short-tailed opossum), 1650 nucleotides. Its product is annotated as transmembrane protein 225B. Lineage: Eukaryota; Metazoa; Chordata; Mammalia; Didelphimorphia; Didelphidae. The record is from RefSeq and is a predicted model, not a curated record. Gene Ontology annotation, biological process: negative regulation of phosphatase activity.